Phytophthora nicotianae INRA-310 is the source of this 1141-nucleotide messenger RNA. RefSeq lists its product as hypothetical. The record is from RefSeq and is a predicted model, not a curated record. The coding region runs from base 251 to 856 and encodes 201 amino acids. The transcript has a single exon. NCBI's taxonomy places the organism in Eukaryota, Oomycota, Peronosporomycetes, Peronosporales, Peronosporaceae.
CUUUUCGCGCGGUUUACAAAACUCAAGUGGUUGGGUUUCAGAAAAAUUGCGACAAAUCGCUAUAGGAGCGGCAGCGAGGAUCGAGCAAGAGCUGGGAGGGGGAGCCGCAGUUUCCGGCUGGGGCCAAACGUGCGCGCCAUACUUGAAUCGUCCUCGUCCAGCCCGAGCCGAGAGGAAACCUUCGCGUCCUCUCUGCUAUUCUGCAUACUUCUAUCCACACACAUUCACACAACAACAGUCCUUAGUCACAAUGGUUGGUUUCCUGCGCAAGAAAAAGUCAGACCGCGCUGUGCUCUCGGGUGACACGGUGCUGGAUCGUAAGGGAAAGGUGGAUGGAGCUAGUCUCCUGGACGGCGACGGAGAGCCCACGGAGGGCUCGCUUUACGCCAUGAAUGGCAAGCGCGUGACCCACAACCAGCGUAACUCGGACGAGGAGAACCGCCCCAACCCCAUGAACAACGCCGGCUACCCUCCCGUCAUGGCAACUGGCAUGUACCCCCCGCAACACUCUGGUUAUGGCCAGCAGCAGCAGCAGCAGCCUGGCGCCUACGGAUACGGUAACAACCAGCCACAGCAGUACGGACAGCCUCAGCAACAAUAUGGACAACCCCAGCAGCAGUACGGGCAGCAGUAUGGACAGCCUCAGCAGCAAUACGGGCAGCCCCAGCAGCAGUAUGGACAGCAGCAGCAGUAUGGUCAACCUAACAGUGGAUUUGGCCAGCAGCAGUACCCCCCUACGACACUUGGCGGUCAGUACCAGUACCCUGUGCGAUACGGCCAGAUGCCCCCUCCGAUGCCUGCAGCAGCACCCAAGAAAUCUCGGUUCCGUAUCCCUGGCAUGGGCAAAAAGAACUAAAAAGACUGGACGAUGGAAGUUGCUUGCGAACUCGCGGAGAUCGGAAAAGGACAAGCGGGCGGGCGGUGGUUCAAGUAUUGUGGUCUUUUUUGCGAGUAAAGCCUCGAGGUGUAUUCUGUUAUGUGCAGGGCGGGGGAGACCUGGAUCCGUCCGCUUGGACCGAGUAGCGACAGCUUCCCGACUUUUCUAGCUGUAGCCUAACCUUCCUCUUUUCUUUUUUCAUUGCUAAAUAAAUUAAGGACUUGUCAUGUCCAUUUAUGCGGGUGUGCUCUCCAUUCAACAGGU